Messenger RNA from Scedosporium apiospermum, 4164 nucleotides. Its product is annotated as Glucose-methanol-choline oxidoreductase. NCBI's taxonomy places the organism in Eukaryota, Fungi, Ascomycota, Sordariomycetes, Microascales, Microascaceae. Gene Ontology annotation, molecular function: oxidoreductase activity, acting on CH-OH group of donors; flavin adenine dinucleotide binding. The transcript is spliced from 7 exons. Bases 1 to 4164 code for a protein of 1387 amino acids. The record is from RefSeq and is a predicted model, not a curated record.
AUGUCGAUCUCCCUUCCACCCUGCCCCAUGGCGAGCCCUCCUCUCUGCACCGAUGUAGAUCAAAGCUUCUUUCCCUUGGGCUAUGGGGCCAGUGCCCCGAAACCGAACGGAUACCGCUCCCGAUCCUCUGGCCUGCAGACCCCCGAAGAGCGGCCCCAGUCUCUGGCAGGUUCCAAGGACUGCACGGCACAAGUCCUCGAUGAACUAGACGAAGAAUUUGAAGAGUUCGAGGAGUUACUUCACCCCGGAGAGAAGACUUUCGAACAAGAGGCCAGCGAGCCACGGCACCCACGCACAAGGCAGCAUAUACACAGCUAUACCGACUCCGGCGAUGAAAUAUACCCGAGGAUCUCUAGGCCCGUGGAGCUCAUGCGGAAUAGCUACGACUACGUCAUCAUCGGAUCCGGAUACGGCGGUGCCGUUGCGGCAUCGAGACUUGCACGGUCUGUGGGGCCCGACGGCCGAGCGUCCGUUUGCGUGCUGGAGCGGGGAAAGGAGAGGUGGCCCGGUGAGUAUCCGGCUGGACCGAUUGACGGGCUCAAGAAUUUGCACGUUUCCGGGGAGUUUUCGCCCGAGAACGCGCCGGGGGUUCCUGUGGAUAGAGGGGACCCAACGGGGAUGUAUCAUCUUAUUAUGGGGAAGGGAAUCAAUGCAGUAGUUGGAAAUGGUCUUGGCGGUACGAGUUUGAUGAAUGCCAAUGUGUUCCUUAGAACGGAUCACGAAACGCUGCGCUCUCCACCUUGGCCUGAAGAGAUUAGAAAGAAUCCAGAGUCUCUAGAUCAAUACUACGAGAAGGUCGAGCAGGUCCUCGAACCGACAACCUACCCUGACGAUUGGCCUGAACUCUCCAAGGUUAAGCUCUUCGAGCGCCAAGCCGAAGCCAUAGGCAUGAAGGACAAGUUUCGGCUCGUCCCGCAGACGACUCGCUUCCACAACGGCCCCAACAGCUGCGGUGUCGAAAUGAACCCCUCGGCGCUAACGGGCCAAGAUGCCACGGGCCUCAACGACGGAUCGAAGACGACGACGCUGGUGACGUACCUCGCCGAUGCGUGGAACUGGGGAGCCGAGAUGUUUUGCGAGUGCGAGGUGCGAUACGUCCAGGAGUGCACGGGACCCGAGGGCGGGUACAUUGUCUUUUUCGCCUGGCAUGGGCGGAAGAGGGAUGUGUUUAAGAAGCACUUUCACGGGGAUCUGAUGUGGGUGCAUGCGAAGAAGUGCGUGUUUUUCGGGGCGGGGAGCAUUGGGACGACAGAGAUUUUGUUGAGGAGCAGGCAGAUGGGAUUAGAGCUGAGUGAGAGGGUUGGGCAAGGGAUGAGCGGGAAUGGGGACAUGUUAGCUUUUGGAUACAACACCAACUACGAGGCCAAUGCCAUUGGCAAGGACUACCCCGAUCCAUAUAAUCCCAUCGGCCCGACCAUCAAUUCUAUAAUCGACAAUCGGCAUGGCCACUCCAAUCCCCUCGAUGGCUAUGUCAUUGAGGAGGGCGCCAUUCCAAGUGCCUUGGCGCCUUUCUUGCAGGCGAUGCUCGAAACGCAGUCUCAUCAGUCUGUGCUCAUGGGAGGAGGCGGUCUCCUCGAUCAGGUAAAGUCGGGAGCGGCGAUACUAGGAAGUUUCGUGUUCGGACAGAGGAGAGCACUGGAGAAUACGCAAGUUUACCUUGUCAUGUCUCACGACAGCAGUCGAGCGAAAUUGACUCUGAAGGACGACAAACCGAUCCUGGACUUCCAUGGGAUUAGCCGCAGAGAUCAAGUGAAGAAGAUUAACAGGAUCCUCGAGAAGGCCACAUCGAAAGUCGGGGGUACGUUUGUGCAGAACCCAUUUUAUGCGCUUAUGGGCAAGCAGCAGAUUACAGUCCAUCCGAUCGGUGGCGCUUGCAUGGCUCGCGAUGGUACGGGCCUGACUGGUGCUACGAACCACAAGGGCGAGCUCUUCAAGGGCACCGGAAGCGAGACGCACUCGGGCCUUAUUGUCAUGGAUGGCGCCAUCAUUCCUGCUUCGCUCGGAGUAAACCCGUUGGCCACUAUUACAGCACUCGCGGAGCGAAACGUUGAUCUCUACGCCGAGAAGCACGGCCUCGUGAUACAGGACGACCGAAACGGUAUUCUCGACCUCCUAGGAGAACCGGCGCACCCGUUCACCGACACAAAAUCAGAACAAGACGAACUUAUUGAGCGGCAGGAGAUAAAGCAGGUGGCCUCCGUUAUUUCGAUUGCCAAGGCGAUGAGGGCUCCGGGACUGGGCUUCACAGAGGUCAUGUCCGGGUUUAUACACAGGAACCGACAGGGCACACUUACAUCCAACAAGAGGGAGACGUAUGAGAGAGCGUACAAAACAGCGAAAUCAAUGUGUGAGAGCGCGCGCUUCUUCCUCAGUGUGCAGUCCUUUGACACGAAAAGUCUCGUCAGCAGACCGGACCACCCAGCCAUGCUCACCGGCACGUUUGUCUGCCCUGUUCUCGAAGGGUCGCCUUUCAUGGUGCAGCGUGGAGGGUUUAACCUUCUCGUCGUGGACCAGAAAUCAUCCUGCACGAGGAACUUGACGUACGACUUUGACAUGCGCGGCACGGAUCGGCGUCUCCUCCAUUUCCACGGGUACAAGGUUGUCGAUUCGUCGGUUGGUCUCUCGGUGAAGGAGUUUUGGAAGGCGACGAGCACCCUCUACGUCACCAUCACGCGCUGGCCCGAGGGUGCUGCUGCCGAUGAUCCUCGAGGUUGGCGGAGGGGAGACGUUAUUGCCAAAGGUAUUCUGAACAUUGAACCCGAGGACUUCAGACAACAGCUGCGGACCCUGGCUCCGACGGGAGAUACUUUCCUCAAGAAAGCUUGGAGCGUUGGCAGUUUCGUGCACUACUUCAGCCGAACGAGUUUACAGCACUUCCUAGGGCCAUUUGCGCCGCUACAAUAUCCCCUGGCCACAUAUGACGGCUAUAUAAACGACACGCCGCCGGAUAGGUCGUACGUCAUCGUCGCCGACGACCAGGUGAAGACUCGCAUGCACAUGUGGGAGUCUACGAAUCCGGACAUACCUACGCGCAACGUCUUCCUCGUCCCAGGAGCGGCCGUCGACCACCAGAUCUACGCCUUGCCGACGAUCCCGUACAACAUGGUCAACUACCUCACUCGAGCGGGCUACCGAGUCUUCGUCUCGGUUCACCGCAUCGGGCAGCUUAUAGUGGCGCAGAAUGAUCACACGACGUACGACUGCCGUCUCGACCUGCGCGCAUGCAUCGAUUACAUCCGCACCAACCACCCCGAGCCGGCCUCGAUCAACCCCGGUAAUAAAGUCUACAUCCUCGCACACUGCAUGGGUAGCGUGGCGCUGUCGGCGGGCAUGCUCGAGGGCGACAUACCCGCGGAGUGGAUCUCGGGCGUGACGUGCUCGCAGGUGUUCAUGAACCCGGUCUGGGGGCCGGCGAACAUGGCUAAGGCGACGGCCGGGCCCAUCCCGCUUGAUCGGCUGUACAAGAAGGUUGCAGGGAACUGGUACAACAUUACGACCGGGACCGGUGAUGCUGUCGUGCAGCGGGUUGCGAACCAGCUUUUGAGAUUCUACCCCGAUCCCAUGAAGGAGGUUUGCAAUAAUGCAAGCUGCCAUCGUAGCUCUCUUGUCUUUGGGCGCUGCUGGAACCACCGCAACCUCAACGAAGCAACCCACAGGCAAAUCGACCGCUUCUUCGGCGGCGUCAACAUGACGCUCAUGAACCUCCUCAUGCGCCAGGGCCGAGAAGGCCACGUCAUGAACCAAGGCUACGAGCACCUCGACACCGCCAAGAACGUCGCCCGGCUGCGCGGCGUGCCGUUUUUGUUCUUCGUCGGCGCGGAUAAUGCGGUGCUUUCGCAGGCGGCGACGGAGAGGACGUAUUCGAUCUUGUGUGAGACGUUUGGGAUGGACGGGUCUGUGGGAGGAGAUGGGGAGGAUGGUGCUUCAGUGAUGGGGAACAAGGGAGAGGCAAGAGAGGAUGCGGACUCUGAGGUCAUGUAUAGGAGGGUGGUCGUCCCUGGAUACGGCCAUCUUGAUGGAUUCAUGGGCAAGGAUGCGUGGAGGGAUGUGUAUCCCAUGUUGAGGGAGGAGAUGGAUCGGGUGGUGAGGGGGAGGGAGUAUAAGUUCGUUGAGCCGAAGGAUAAGUUUUCGAAGAUGGUAUUUAAUGGGGAGUUGUUGUACUAG